Messenger RNA from Castor canadensis (American beaver), 222 nucleotides. RefSeq names its product defensin beta 136 (gene Defb136). Gene Ontology annotation, molecular function: lipopolysaccharide binding. Gene Ontology annotation, biological process: antifungal innate immune response; antibacterial innate immune response. NCBI's taxonomy places the organism in Eukaryota, Metazoa, Chordata, Mammalia, Rodentia, Castoridae. The record is from RefSeq and is a predicted model, not a curated record.
AUGAGCCUGUGUCUUUCUGGUUUACUCUUCUUCCUAAUGAUACUGCCUUCAGGUAAGAUGGUAGGUAAUAGGGGUGUAGUAGUUCGUACUUGCACUCAACUUGAUGGGUUAUGUUUCCUGGGUUGUAGACCAGGAUGGACAUGGAUUGCAUUCUGUCACAACAUAUUGUCUUGCUGUAAAAAAAUGAAAAAAUUCAUACCUCCCCAAGCCAAUGCUGUAUGA